UCGGCAAUCUAAAAUUGUCAUUUUAUUUUUGUUGUUCGAAAAUUUGUAAGAGAGUAGCUGGCAACACUUAUCGCGCUACACGUCUUAAAAAAAAGAUUUGAUAGGUCGAGCGGAGUAUGAUACAAUGGAAAUCUGAUGACCUGUGAACUGUUUCGUUAUAAUAUUUAUUCCUCUUCGCGAAAUGAAUUAUAUACAAAUUUUUAUUUUAUUACUUAGCAUCGAAUGCAUAUUUAGCACCAUCUCUAAAAGCAGUCGAGACGAAAGAGCAAAGCCGUUCGUUCAAACUUAUUAAGUAAAGUGUGAAAUUGAAAACUUGGACGAUGAACAGCAGCAGUUUGAAUAUUGCAAAAAAUUUCCUCCCUUCUACUUACGUUGAACAAGCGGCGCAGUCGCUAACUGCAAGAGAAAAUACCAUUCGUAUAUUGUUAGAACACAAAAAGUGUCCGGAAGAAGGUUGGGACGAAGCCACCGUCGAACUGCUGUUGCACAACUUGGCAUUGAUGGAUAGUAAUAACUUUCCCGGUAAUUGCGGCGUGGGAGAGAGGGAGGCCCGCGUCGCCUCCGAGAUAGUGGCCAGGCGUCACUUCAGGAUGGGACAUGGCAUCGGUAGGUCUGGAGACAUCACCGAAAUACAGCCCAAGGCUGCCGGAUCCAGUCUGGUGAAUAAGUUGGCCAAUUCCUUUAUGUUGGACGUCCUGAAGACGUACGGGGCGCCGUCGACCUCCUCGUGCUUUAUUGUUCCCUUGGCCACCGGUAUGAGUAUUACCUUGUGCCUUCUUGCUCUUCGUUCGAAGAGACCGAAAGCUAGAUAUGUAAUAUGGCCAAGAAUCGAUCAGAAAUCGUGUUUCAAGUGUAUUUUGACUGCUGGGUUUGAACCGAUAAUUAUAGAAAACAAACUAAAUAACGACGAAUUGCAGACCGACGUCGAGAAGAUCGAGGAACGUUUGAGAGUGCUCGGUUCGGAAAGUGUGGCGUGUGUGCUGAGUACCACCAGUUGCUUUGCUCCUCGCACUCCCGAUAACCUUGUGGAUGUGGGAAGAUUGUGCGCCAAAUACGACGUACCUCACAUCGUGAACAAUGCGUAUGGAGUUCAGUCGUCGAAAUGUAUGCAUUUAAUUCAGCAGGCUUUUACCGUCGGUAGAGUCGACGCUUACAUACAGAGUACCGAUAAGAAUUUUAUGGUGCCUGUCGGUGGAUCCGUUAUUGCCGGUUUUGACAAAAAAUUUAUUGGAGAAAUUAGUAAAAUGUAUCCCGGAAGAGGUUCUGGCACACCUUCUUUAGAUGUGUUUAUUACAUUUCUUCAUCUUGGAAUGAAAGGAUAUAAGAAUUUACUUAAAGAAAGAAAAGAAAUGUUCCUUUAUUUAAAAGAUGAAAUAUCUGUAAUUGCUACUAAAUAUGGAGAAAGACUUCUCGAAACACCGCAUAAUCCUAUUUCUAUGGCCAUAUCUCUGAAUGAUGUAAAAGAGGAUCGCUCCAGUUUAUCCGAAAUAGGGUCUAUGCUUUUCACUAGAUGCGUGUCUGGUGCUCGUGUUGUGACUACUUACGACACUAAAGAAAUUAAUAAUUAUAAGUUUAUUGGCUGGGGAUCUCAUUCCGAUAAAUAUCCGUAUUCCUAUCUUACAGUUGCUGCUGCCAUCGGAAUUACAAAACAAGACGUAGAUACUUUUUUAAAUAGAUUGAAUAAAGUUUUUGUCAAAUUGCAUCAAAGAAAUGCAAAAAAUGAAAAUAUAGAUAAUGAAUGUGAUGUUUAGAAACAUUAAAAAAUUUAAUUCCAAAUUAA
Centruroides sculpturatus (bark scorpion) is the source of this 1780-nucleotide messenger RNA. RefSeq names its product O-phosphoseryl-tRNA(Sec) selenium transferase-like. The record is from RefSeq and is a predicted model, not a curated record. NCBI's taxonomy places the organism in Eukaryota, Metazoa, Arthropoda, Arachnida, Scorpiones, Buthidae. The transcript is spliced from 2 exons. Bases 321 to 1751 code for a protein of 476 amino acids. Gene Ontology annotation, molecular function: tRNA binding; O-phosphoseryl-tRNA(Sec) selenium transferase activity; oligosaccharide binding. Gene Ontology annotation, cellular component: extracellular region. Gene Ontology annotation, biological process: selenocysteine incorporation; conversion of seryl-tRNAsec to selenocys-tRNAsec; carbohydrate metabolic process.